Messenger RNA from Puccinia triticina, 3378 nucleotides. RefSeq lists its product as uncharacterized. The record is from RefSeq and is a predicted model, not a curated record. Bases 1 to 3378 code for a protein of 1125 amino acids. NCBI's taxonomy places the organism in Eukaryota, Fungi, Basidiomycota, Pucciniomycetes, Pucciniales, Pucciniaceae. The transcript has 10 exons.
AUGUGUUUCGCAAUAAACCAACAAUCGAACAAAGUGAAACAACAUGCGGAUGCUCUCUGCCUGCCCGCCGGCUUCACAAUUAUUCUCGUGUACACCUUCCUCCCAUCGCCAUCAGCCCCGGAAGCUCUCUUCAAUAAUCUGGUGGAGGAGUCUGUCAUGACGAUCCUCCAUUCAAAGGCGAUCGCAGUGAUUCUCGUAAUAGUUUCGUGCCGCAGUACUCUCGCAGCCUCCGCCUCGAAUAGCCCGGUAGCCGACAGCGUCCUGGUGGCCACCAAGCUGGCGGACACUCCUGUUGGACUAGACCCCAUCGACUCGGAUAUCACCCUUAAAACUGGUUCACUCAUACCACAUAAUUAUCCACCAACGGGCGUGGAAAAAACCAGACGACCAGAAAUUAGCAUCCCAGAUGCACUCGACAUGCUCACAGCCGGGCCUAACAGCCAGGCAAAUUCACUCGACAGGCUCGUCUCUACACGAAAAGGUCCCCGGAGGAACCGUAAAUCCGGUAGAAUAAACGAUUGUCCUCCGGGCCGAAAAAGUGCUUACAAGCCGCGAGUUGACUCGACCAAAGAAGUAAAUGAAGACAUUAAAGGUCAUGAAAUUUCCCGGACAGGCGAUUCCCCCAUUCGAGGUCCGGCGAAUGUUGAGAAGAAAACAUUCGACCAUUUGGGUGACGUUCCUGCACUGAACAGUCUCUCGGCACCCAGCACAGCGGAUAGAGUCCCAGUCGCCGACAAAUCAAGUAGUCGAGCCCUCCAAGAUCCUGCGGAGCCUCAUCAAGUCAAACCAAGCACUCAAGAGACUGAGAAUAUUUCUUCAAUCGCUAAAGUAGAUCCACAUUCUCAAGGAGAUAACGUUGAAGUGGGGGCGAACGGACGUGUCCCUCAAUCCCCUCGCGAUGCCACCAAACCGGCUUUAAUCUACAAAAGCACUUCGAUGCCUGAAUUAGCCUCCUUAGUAGAAAUUGAACCUGAGCGCAAGGAGAGACCCGUACUGCACCUCGCACCGGAAAACGCAGCUCCUAAAGUAGAGGCCCAGCUGGAGCUUUCGAGAGAUAUCAAACCACUAACCGCCUCGGUGGAAGAACCAAGCCCGCCCUCUAUGGCACCAGAAGCAAUUGACUCCUUGCAUCAUGCCUUCCCGGAUUCCUCAACGCCCAAAGCACUCAAUCCUUACACGGGACAACAUGAUACGUUGACACAUCCGCCUGUGGUUGCAACCGAGCUAUCAGAUCACCUUCUUGACAGGCUCAAAAAUCUUAGAGUGGGCAUACCGAGAAGCCCGAGCUUUGACUUCAACGACUCUGCGCAUCCCCUCGUGAACAUGCCAAUGACUCAGGAAGCUCCAUCAUCUACCGGCAGUUUCGACUCCGCAGUUGAUAUGCCUAUGGACAGCCCAUCCAGGUCACCUGUCGCUCGGACGGAAGAGACUGAUUAUUCAACACAUUCGCCUACAUCUACAGGCAGCAAUGUCUCCGCAGAUGACAUCGAUAUGAACGACCCCUCCAGGUCACCUAUCGCUCGGACGAAAGAAACUGAUCAUUCAACACAUCCGCCUACAUCUACAGACAGCAAUGACUCUGCAGAUGAUAUUGCCAUGAAUAGCCCCCCCUGGUCACCUGUCGCUCGGACGGAAGAGACUGAUUAUUCAACGCAUUCGCCUACAUCUACAGGCAGCAAUGUCUCCGCAGAUGACAUCGAUAUGAACGACCCCUCCAGGUCACCUAUCGCUCGGACGAAAGAAACUGAUCAUUCAACACAUCCGCCUACAUCUACAGACAGCAAUGACUCCAUAGAUGAUAUUGCCAUGAAUAGCCCCCCCAGGUCACCUGUCGCUCCGCCGAAAUGGAUAGAUCAUUCAAUACAUUCGCUGGUUCCAUCGAAACUCUCAAAGAUCUUUGAAUCCGACACUGAAUCUGCGAAUACCCUUAUGUCCAAUCCAAACAGUCCAACAAAAUCUUCAACGUCUCGAGGCGUCUUUGAAUCCAAAGAUGAUAUCACUGAGCAAAAUACCCCUGUAUCUAAUCCAAACAGUCCACAAAAAUCUUCCCCGUAUCGAGGCGUCUUUGAAUCCAAAGAUGAUAUCACGGAGCAAAACUCUUCCAGACCUAAUUCACCUAGGCUUCUAGGACUUAAUUCACCUUGGCUUCUUGGACUUAAUUCGCCUUGGAAUCUCAGACCUAAUUCGCCUUGGUUUCUCAAACCAGAUUCACCUAGGCUUCUCGAAACUAAUUUACCUUGGUUUCUCAAACCAGAUUCACCCGGGCUUCUCAAACCAGAUGCGCAUAGGCUUCUCGGACCUGAUUCACCUACGCCUCUGAUGAAACAAUCUGAUCACUCAACAAAUCAGGUGGUAACAACAGCGGACGUCUCAAAUGACCAAUCUCAGCCACCCGAGAAGCUGAGCGCCGAGAAGAAAUCUGACGUCGGAGCCCUAAUGAGGAGCUUGAGUUUUAACUCCGAUUCUGACGAUGAAUAUUACCUUCCGGGGCUCGCCGGAGGUCCACCAAUUCUAAUGUCUACAGGAAGCGUUACAUCGGAAGAUGAUUCCUCAAAACCAAAGCCAAAGCCAAGCAUCCCCCAAGUUCUUACCGCACGUCGUAUCGUUGAGUGGUUGGAAGAGGCGGCCCAACAUGAUCUCACCCGAGAAGAUGUGCCCCAUAAUAUGAUAUCCUUCAAUGCCCCGGAAAUGAAUCCAAGUUUGUCAUCUCAGAAAACUCAGACUGAAGAGUCUUCUCAGAUGGCUGAAACUCAGCACAAAACUCCCGAGACAGUCCCACGAGAACAACUGGGAACUGCAAUCUUAUCUACCAAAGAGCCACAGCCAGCCUCACUAAACCAGCACGAAGAAGUGACAUCAUCUACCAAAAAGCUGGGAGGCGUCAAUCGGAAUUCCUCGCCUUCUCUGACGGAUCAGAAUAAACUCUUGCCAAGCUAUUCUGAUGUGAUUGCUAGAAUAGAUAAGAAUGAAAAAAGUCUGGAAAAGGUGCAGGAGGUCUUGGAGAAGAGUCCGUCUAAUCCUACAAGCCCCGAAUCAUUUACACCACCGCUGCAAGUGGUAGAACCUGGUUCAUUGAUGCGAGGGUACAUUCGAAAUGAACGUGAAAUAUUGAAAAUGAAAAAGGAAGAUCCGCCUCCGUUGGUGCAAUUGCCCAUCUUUCGAGUGAAUCCUAAUCCACGGCCCCGAAAAAAGAAAUUCCGAUUUGCCCAAUUGUUCGACAGGAAGACCCAGCAACAGUUCGCUCGAAUCUCACAGCGUCUCCGCUCCUUCGCCCAGAGGAUCUAUCGCAUACUGAGUCAGCCUAACAGAGUGAUCUCCAAGAUCUAUCAGUUCCUUAAAAGCCCCUUCCCUUCUACGCCUGCAAACCCUCCAAAGUAG